Aureobasidium vineae is the source of this 1167-nucleotide messenger RNA. NCBI's taxonomy places the organism in Eukaryota, Fungi, Ascomycota, Dothideomycetes, Dothideales, Saccotheciaceae. The record is from the annotation of a GenBank genome assembly.
AUGGACCUCGAAUCACGCAACACAACCCUACAAACAGAACUCGACACCGCCACUCCCACUUCACUGUCGCGCCGCAAUCAGGAUCCUGCCACCUGGUUACCACGAUCUCCAGCCCGCCACACCCUCCAGUCUCAUCGUCAACCCGUUACAUGUGUCGCCUUUCAUCCUGUCUUCUCGUCCCUGGCUUCUGGCUCCGAAGAUGCAACAAUCAAGAUUUGGGAUUGGGAGCUGGGUGAGCUCGAACGCACAAUCAAAGGCCACACCAAAGGUGUUCUCGACAUCGACUACGGUGGUCCACGCGGAGGCACGCUUCUGGCCAGCUGUAGUUCUGAUCUGACCAUCAAGCUUUGGGACCCGAGCGAUGAAUACAAGAAUAUCCGCACCCUACCCGGCCAUGAUCAUAGUGUGUCGGCUGUGCGCUUCAUCCCUUCAGGCGCUGCUGGUGCCCCGUCGAGUGGAAACCUCUUGGCCAGUGCUAGUAGAGACAAGACCAUCAGAAUCUGGGACGUCACGACUGGCUACUGUGUCAAGACCAUCCGUGGUCACGCUGAUUGGGUACGCGACGUUGCUCCAAGUUUCGAUGGUCGCUGGCUUCUAUCUGUUGGAAACGAUCAGACCGCUCGCCUAUGGGAUACACAAUCCGGUGAUGCCAAAGUCACCUUCGUCGGCCACGAGCACGUUAUUGAAUGUUGUGCAUUUGCUCCCGCUGCUGCCUAUCCUCACCUGGCUUCAAUGGCCGGCCUCAAGAAAGCCCCGCCCGCAACUAGCUCGGCCGAGUUCGUUGCGACUGCUGGUCGUGACAAGCUCAUCAAGCUAUGGGAUGCCAGAGGAACUCUGAUUAAAACGCUUGUUGGUCAUGACAACUGGGUCCGAGCCCUGCUGUUCCAUCCAGGAGGCAAGUAUCUACUCAGUUGCGCCGACGACAAGACGAUACGCUGCUGGGACCUUUCGCAAGAAGGAAAAUGCGUCAAAAAUAUUGAGGAUGCACACGGCCACUUUGUCAGCAGCAUGCGCUGGGCGCCAGGAGUGAUCAAAGAUGCUGCCACUGCCAAUAAUGACGCUGCUACCAACGGAUCGAAACCAGGCGACGAAGCGGCCAAAAUCAGCAUUCGCUGUGUCAUUGCAACAGGCAGCGUAGACCUGAAUGUCCGAGUCUUUGCAUCAUAG